CGAGCCGCCGCCCGCCUGGAGGAAGUGGCCGCGGCUGCGAAACUAGGAAGCCGCGGCUCCCGGCGCCCUGAGCGCGGGGUCGGGACGCAGCGGCAGGAUCCUCGCCGAGCCCCGCGCCCGCCUCAGCCGAGCCCGCGUCGGACACUCCCGCGCCCCGCGCCCAGCGCUUCAUCAUGCCCAUGUACACUGGGAUUAGACCUCCCCAGCACAAGAUACCAAAUAUUAGUGGUUAAUCAAGAGAAGAAAACAUGACCAACAACCCAGCAAACAUCGCUAACCACCUGCCAUACUUUUUUGGCAAUAUUACACGUGAAGAAGCAGAAGAAUACCUGAUGCAUGAGCGGCUGAGUGAGGGACUAUAUCUAUUGCGCCAAAGUCGAAACUAUCUUGGUGGUUUUGCUUUGUCCUUGGUACAUGAAAGGAGGGUUCAUCAUUACACAAUUGAGAGGGAAUUGAGUGGCUCAUAUGCCAUUGCAGGAGGGAAGUCCCAUGCAAGUCCUGCUGAACUCAUUCACUAUCAUACAGAAGAAGAGGAUGGCUUGGUCUGUCUACUUAGAAAACCUUGCAACCGGCCACCAGGUGUUGAGCCCAAAACUGGACCAUUUGAAGAUCUAAAAGAGAACCUCAUCAGAGAAUAUGUUAAACAAACUUGGAACCUGCAGGGUCAUGCCUUGGAACAAGCUAUUAUUAGUCAAAAGCCACAGCUGGAGAAGCUGAUUGCCACUACUGCCCAUGAGAAGAUGCCAUGGUUCCAUGGGACGAUCUCUCGAGAAGAAUCAGAGCAUCGCAUCCGUAUAGGAACAAAAACUAAUGGAAAAUUUCUAAUCAGGGAAAGGGACAACAAAGGAUCCUAUGCUCUCUGCGUGCUCAGUGAUGGAAAAGUACUGCAUUAUCGUAUUGACAGAAACAAGACAGGAAAGCUCUCUAUACCAGAUGGAAAAAAGUUUGACACUCUCUGGCAGUUAGUUGAACAUUAUUCAUAUAAACCAGAUGGCUUACAAAGAGUCCUCACAAUUCCAUGUCCACGAAUUGGCUCAAACAAUGAUGUUGUUUUUGAUAACCGGCCUCCACUUCCUGGAACUCAUCCUAAGAGUUGGUCAGGAGGUGGAAUUAUCUCAAGACUCAAAUCGUACACCUUUCCAAAGGCUGGAAGCAAAAAGUUGCACUCAUCCAUUGCUCACUCAUCUGAUGAUUCAGCAUCUUUUAACCCUUACGUAGGACAGAUGACAAAAGGACUCUUCGGAGCUGAAAAAGGUGAUCAGAGAGAAGCCUUGCCUAUGGACACAGAAGUCUAUGAAAGUCCAUAUGCAGAUCCAGAGGAGAUAAAGCCGAAAAAUGUCUCCCUGGAAAGAAACUUGCUGACUCUGGAGGAAGGAGAAAUUGGUUCUGGCAACUUUGGUACAGUAAGGAAAGGGUUCUAUAAAAUGAAAAAGGGUGCUAAGUUAGUAGCUGUAAAAAUUCUUAAGAAUGAGAAUAGUGAUCCAGCCAUAAAAGAUGAGUUGCUGAAAGAAGCAAAUGUAAUGCAGCAACUAGACAAUCCAUACAUUGUCCGAAUGAUAGGCAUAUGUGAAGCUGAGUCCUGGAUGUUAGUAAUGGAGAUGGCAGAACUUGGGCCGUUGAAUAAAUUUUUGCAAAAAAACAGACAUGUCACAGACAAGAAUAUAACAGAACUGGUUCAUCAGGUCUCCAUGGGGAUGAAAUACUUGGAGGAGAACAAUUUUGUACACAGGGAUUUGGCUGCAAGGAAUGUAUUGCUAGUUACCCAACAUUAUGCCAAAAUCAGUGACUUCGGACUUUCCAAAGCUCUUAAUGCUGAUGAGAAUUAUUACAAGGCACAAAGUCAUGGAAAAUGGCCAGUCAAGUGGUAUGCUCCAGAAUGCAUUAACUAUUACAAAUUUUCUAGCAAGAGUGAUGUUUGGAGCUUUGGAGUUUUAAUGUGGGAAGCUUUUUCCUAUGGACAAAAGCCAUAUAAGGGAAUGAAAGGAUCUGAAGUUUGCCAGAUGAUUGAAAGAGGAGAAAGAAUGGAAUGCCCUGAAAUGUGUCCAGCUGAGAUUUAUGACCUAAUGAAACGAUGUUGGACAUAUAACAUUGAUGAUCGACCAGGGUUUUCUGCUGUUGAAUCCAGACUACGCAACUACUAUUAUGACAUUUCUCAUUAACAGUAUAAAUUAUAUGGACUUAUGUUUACUUUAGUUGAUUGCAAGUUCUCUUCUGAGAAAAUAAACAAGAGCCAACAUUUUCAGCUGGUAAAAGUAGACCAACUUUGGGUGCUGGCAGCCUUCUUCACAUGGUCAAUGUUCAAAGCAAAGCCCUUCAUUGUAGAAUUGCCUUUGUUUGCUUUUUCUGUGGAAUUUUGAAGCAUAAAAUAUAAUUGAAAAAGUAGAUACUGCUGGUGUGUCUGGCAGAGACAGCAUAACAGCACCUUAGAAUUCUGCUAGAGUAAAUUGGUUUUAUAUUAUUUACAUUUUUGUCAUAACAUUUUCAUGUUUUGUCUUUCAGUUUUCUUCUCCUCAUACAUAUAUUUGAGUAUAAAACCAGCAUCCAUCUUGAUGCUACUUUUCUCAGUACUACACAUCCCUAAGAAUUGCUCCAAACUCCCCAAAAGUAUAAAUGGAUAUGUCUACACAUGCUGAUUUAAGAUGCUUUAGCCCGAUUUAAGGUUUAUUAAGAGUAUGGGUCUACAAUGUGCCCCCUUAACGUGCCUUAAAAAUGGGCAAUUUUAGGCUAUUCACGCCUAAAUUUGAUACCUACAUAAAGCAGGUAUCAAAUUUAGACCCGAAUAGCUAAAUCACAUUAGGAAACAUGUAGACACACUAAUGCACAUUAACACAAUGUGUGUCCAUUGACUUGGGACUAAUUUUAGCCCCAAGUCAGUCUGCACACCCGUACUAAUGUGCAUUAUCACAUGCACGUAUAGACAUGAGCCUAAAUUGCCUUAAUGCAUAUAAGGCAAAUGCGCAUUAAAUUUAGGUUCACAUAAAAGCACAUGUAGACUGGCCCAAUAUGUGCUAAACAUUUUAUUCACUAUAAAGGAAGGAAUCUUUGACUGACACAUUUGGAUUCCUUAAUUUAUGAAUUAAUAUUCUGUGUUUAGACCACAGAGAUCCUUGCCAAAGGAUCCUGUGCACCUCAACAGUAACGUCAGCAAAGAGGAGCCAAGAAUUGUGAAUUCCUACUAUGUGGCAGUUCUAACAUGCGUUACCCACUACCCACUCAACCUUUCACAGAAGCCCAGCUUCUCACAUACCAUAUGGUGGUAUUGAGGCUCCAAGGCACACGCCCUCCCAGAGACGGUGGGUUUCCUUGUCUAAGGUGAUGCUGCUGGGUUUAACUUAAUGUUCGUGCCUACAUUCCCUUACAGGAUAGCUCUGCACUGAGAGAUCAAUGGGAGCAUCUCCUUUUCUGCCUUCACUCUCCUGCUUUGAUGGCUUUUCCAGGUGCUAAGGCUCUCUGAUGUCAUUUGCCAAACAGUCACUGCGUCCUCUUUCAAAUUUCCCUUUAAAACUUACACUUUCUGCACAGCCAAUCCACCCAGUUUCCAUUCCCAAAACUUGCUCAACUGUUUUAUAACAAACAGGCUCAGUAAACAUCAUUACAUCACAGGGCAACUCACAAGACAUUUCCUAUGCGCCCAGUUUUUCUCUUCCCACUGUUGCAGGAAUCUGAGUACCCUCCUUUUACCUCAAGAGAUUUCUCCUUAUCAUUUUUCCUUCCUCACAAUGUCAGUGUUUAUUCUGUUAGUACAGUUAGCGUCUAUCAGAUUGCAAGCUCCUUAGAAAACAGGUUUUGUCUUUCCAUUUGUUUAUGAUGCACCAUGAAUACCUCUGGCACUAUAUAAAUAUAGUGACAAUCAUAAUAGCAGCAAAUAAUGUAGCUCAUCUCUCCUCCCUAUUGUACUUUCAUGAUAUUUUGUCAAAUUGUAAGUAUUCCAAGCUCCACAGGUUCCAUUCUCAGCUCCCGCAAAAAUCAUGUUAUUGAUAUUUCCAUAUAUUAUGUAGAAUUGAUACAUAUUUUAUACCUUUGAAGAUACGGGUUUUGAAAGACAAUGAAGAAUAAUAUGUAGAAAUAGAUAUAUUUAUUUUGAAUAUUGUUUUACCAUGAAAUUAACUGAGGAUUUUUAAAAUUAAACUAAUAUUUUUCUCCUUGAGAAAGAAAUUGAAAAAAAAGCACUGAUGGUUACAGUGCCAAAUUUUUAAAUAAUCUUUUAAGCUUGUUACUUGAUGAAAUAUAGGAGAUUGCUAAAGAAGUUAGGUUUCCAUUGUAAAAUAUAUUAGGUACUGAACAUGUAAAGUUGAUUUGUUUCUUUUAUUAAAUUAGAAAUAAAUGGCCUACAUUUUCAGAAGUGACCAGUGAUAUGCAAAGUAUUAGUUUUUGAGCACACAGCAACUUGAUACAAUAGAUUGAACUGUGUUGAAUAUGGUCUAAAUAGGGAUUUAUCUCAUGACCCGGAUUAGCUUUUGUGACCUGCUUUGUCCCUAUGGGUUUAUUACUUGUUUGCCCCUCCCAGCACUCCCCUUCCCUCCCGCCCUUCCCUGUCCUUCGCAUUCAGAACUCUCUCUCUCUCUGAUAGACUGCUAUGUGCAUGUCUUUUCACAGCAUCUGAUUAAAUGAGCUCAGGCUCACAAAAGUUUGUGCAGCUCUGAUUUCAUCUGCCUUGUGCAUCUGUACCCAGCUGACUUCAGACUAAUACAGCUAACUACCUCUUUCUGCUCAUGUUUAAAGAUACUCACUUUAGAUAGUCACUGGUCACUUCUGAGAAUUGAGGCCCACUGUGAUUAGUAUAGAAGUUGUAUCAGUAUUGCUUGUUUUAAAUAUCCUACCUAUACUUUUUUCUAGAAGUCCAGGUUGUCCAGAAGUAGAUUUUGUUUCUAUGUUUGAUGUGGUUUUGAACAUUACUGUUUUACACACACAAUGGAGAUUUUACAUGCAUAAUAACCCACUUAGCCAUAGAAAUUAGCUUUAAUCAAAUAUUACUGUUUUUUUGUAUAAGUUCCUCCAGCAAGUGACACUGCUUGAACACUUUGGAAAAUAUGCCCCGAAGUUUAGAAAGUAUGUGGCAAAAGCAUGGCAAUAUUUCUCCCCCUUUUCAUAUUUUUAAAAGAAAAAUGGCUUUUAGUUGACAAUUAAAAACUUUGCUAUCUUCUAAUGCUUAGAGUGUGUGAAUACACAUGGUGUGACCUGAAUGACUAUAUUAUUCUAUUGACAUUAAAGGCUGUGUUUCGUAAAA
Molecule: messenger RNA, 5227 nt
Organism: Alligator mississippiensis (American alligator)
Lineage: Eukaryota; Metazoa; Chordata; Crocodylia; Alligatoridae
Gene: SYK
Product: spleen associated tyrosine kinase
Exons: 15
Coding region: 249-2159 (636 amino acids)
Biological process (GO): regulation of platelet aggregation; cell surface receptor protein tyrosine kinase signaling pathway; positive regulation of B cell differentiation
Cellular component (GO): cytoplasm; extrinsic component of cytoplasmic side of plasma membrane
Molecular function (GO): ATP binding; non-membrane spanning protein tyrosine kinase activity; signaling receptor binding
Source: RefSeq, a predicted model, not a curated record